Messenger RNA from Etheostoma spectabile (orangethroat darter), 3293 nucleotides. RefSeq names its product histone acetyltransferase KAT6B. The transcript is spliced from 6 exons. The coding region runs from base 258 to 2468 and encodes 736 amino acids. The record is from RefSeq and is a predicted model, not a curated record. Gene Ontology annotation, molecular function: calmodulin binding. Lineage: Eukaryota; Metazoa; Chordata; Actinopteri; Perciformes; Percidae.
UGACAUUUGAGCCUCGUCAGUGUCCGUAAUUAACGUUACAACCGUUGCCUAGAAACAGUUAUCAACAAAACACAGUAACGUUAGCUAACUAUUGUUAGCUAUCGCUAAAACAUUCAUAAGUAACGUUAAAGGUGGAUACGGAGUGCGAGUCAUUUCAGGAAGAAAGUAAAUUACUGGAAAACCCUUUGACUUCUCCUGGUCGGUUAACCCUAUAGCUAUCAAAGAAGUUCCGUCCAAGUGUAUCCAACCACAAAAAAAUGUCAGUACCUUUUUCCAACACUCACCUCCGGGUCCCGCGAGGAUUUGGUACCAUCCUGGAGGGGCUGGCCAAAGAAGUCCUGCGAGACCAGCCCGAUGAUAUCCCUAAAUAUGCUGCACAGUACUUUGAUGCUCUUCUCAAACAAAGACAAGAUAGUGGCAUGGACCCUUCUGACUGGGCUGCUAAACUGGAAGAUAGAUUCUAUAACAACCAUGCAUUCAAGAGUACUGGGGCUAGUCCUGAAAAUGAGCCUGCAACAGAGGUGACCGUUUCCAAAGAAAAAUCCUUUGAGUCUCAACCUGAAGAGGAAUCCAGUGAUUCAGCAGAACCUUCAAAUGUUUCCACCAAACAACCUAAUGUCUCUGAAGAGGUUAAUUUAACUGAAAGCACUGAUGAAGAAGAAGAAGAUGUUGAUGAUGAUCAAGAAGAAGAAGAAGAAGAUGUUGAUGAUGAUGAUGAUGAUAGAGAAGAAGAAGAAGAAGAAGAAGAAGAAGAAGAAAAACAUGAUAUUACAGAGAAAGGUGUUAUUUCAGUGGGAAUGGGACAUUCAGAAGACAAAUCAGUCAACUUGAUCCCAGCUGCAGAUGUACAGCCGGAUGAGCUGAUUGGGACAGAGGAGGAGAAAGAACCAACAAUAACUACAUUAGAUCAAGUUGACAGGGCAGCAAAUAGAAUUGAUAUCAACUCUGCUUUAGACCAGGAUAUAUCUCAGUCUGAGCUAGAGCCCACUGACUUGUUAUCAUUCAGAGGGAUUUCAAAUGUAGAUGUGCGUGCUCAGGAGCAAGGAAUGGCAGAAGAGGAGGGAAGUGAUGAACAGGAUAUUGUAGUUGUAGAUGAGGACAUUGUAGACCCAGAAGAAGAGGAAAAUGCUGACGCUGAAGAACCUGUUGAGGUCUUUCCAUAUUCUGAUGUUAAUGUGUGUGCUACAGAGCUCAGAGGAACAGAAAAAACAAUUGAAUGGGUCACUGCUGAAGAUGAUACACAUGUCAUUGAUGAGGAGAGCUCAAAACCCCAAUCUGAGGAAACAUUUGCUCAGUCAUUGUCUCAAUUUGAAAUCCAUGAGGGUAAUCAACAAGAAGCAGAAGAUCAGAUAGAAAUGACAAAGGAGGAGGAAGGACCAGAGGCUGAGGCUUCAUCUGGGGCAUUACAUGCAAGUUUAGCUCAUGUAGAGGGUGGUAUAGACAGUAAUGUUAUACCAAAGGAGGAUUCAUUGGUUGAGAUUAGCUUUGAAGAUGUUCCAGAUGUUCAAGAGGUUGAGGAGAAACAGCAAGAGGAAGAGGGCCCGGUAGAGGUCUUACAGGCUAAGGUAUUAGAAACGCAACAGGAGGAAGAGUCGAAAGAGCCUACUGCAUUGGCAACAGACCAAAACAUAUCUAGCACACUGGACCAUGAUGAACCUGAAAUGAUUGGAGUUGAAAAGGAAGCUAACUCUGAAGGGGGUGGAAUGAAAAGUCAGCACAAAGCAUCUGAUAUGACGGAGAAGGUGGACACAAAUGAUUCUAAUUUAAAUGAUAGUGAUGAUGAUGAGAAGCACGAAGGUGUUAGAAUCAUCAGCUCAGCAUCACAUCAGCCCACCAACGAGUCAGACAAAGAGAACCCAGAGGAGGAAACCGAUCACAAAAAUGAAGAUAAUGAGAAGAUAAGUGAAGGUGAAUUUCACCAGAAUGAGGCUUCUGAAAAAGAGGCAAAAUCAAACAACCCUAACGUCAAAGAAGAUGAGACAACAGACACGGUUGGAAGAGACGAAGAGGACAUACAUACAGAAGGAUAUAAUAUGGUGGAGGAUCAAGAAAUUGAUGAUGGCGGUGUGGAAAAUCUCUCAUCACAAGUGACCCAGUCAAAUAUAUCAACUGCUGCAGUGGAGAAGGAGAGUGAAACUUUAGAGACAAGUGCACAACAUCUACCAAAGGAGAACGAGGCGAGUCAGAGAACAUCUGUAGAGUCACAGCCAGAGGAUACAGUGAUAGAAAAAGAGGUCAUAUCGAAGGAGGGGAGUUUAGAAGCAGAGGAACGUGUAGAAGAAGGAAAGGUUGAAAUACAAGAGAAGAGUGAAGCAAUGUGUGAAGAGGAAAGCAUCAGCCCCGCUCAAAGUGUAGGUCGGCCGGCGGCGGACCACCAAGGAGAGGAGAGGCCACUUGGGUCUGGAAAAGACUCCCCAGAGCCUGAAGGCAAGAGUGGUGACAAGGGGCGUGUUCCUGAUGCCGUUUGAGGCCUUUGCUCUGACACAUGCUCAUAAAACUGUAAUACUGCUGCUUUUGUCAGUUCUAUUUUCAAUCUCCUCAUGGGAGCCACCGCAGCCUUCACAGAUUGGAACUUCCUUCAGUAAUCUGUCAUCAUAUAAGACCGACUGGACAAUUUGUCUUGUGAAUUAAGGCCUUUAACAUUUUUACUGCUGUCACAGUUAGCCCUGUCUGAUAUGUCUGGACCAACAGGACUCCAAACACACACAGAGGGGAGUGUAGGAAGGGGUACUAAGUGUGUUACCAUGGUAACCCCUUACCAUCCUGCUCCCUCUUAGUGCCGUCAUGGAAUUAAUAGGAGGUGGUGAUGUUGAUAGUUGCUAGGCACCAUCUCUAUCAGCAAUCUACCUUAAUAGCAGUUUUUAACUGACUGAUUAAACAGUAAAACAGCACUUUGUGUACUUUUACGUACAAAACAUACAACGGCUGAAGUGAUUUCAGUUGAAUCAAAGCUACCAUAUACGGUACAAUAUUGAGACCAUCUAUUCUAACAGUGACUUAGCUGAUGUAUCUUAGAUGCUUUAUCUAUUCUUUUUAUUUUUAUUUCUAUGUCUUUAAUUCACCGUUUACUGGUGCCUGCAAUGAUGUUCCUACACCCUUAUCUUUGUUGGAGAAUAAAAACUAUUAUAUAUAAUAAAAGAUAUACAUUAAUGAUUAGGCUUAUAUCAGCAGACUAACUACCAUGAUUGAGUACAGUAAGAUGAAUUACACAGUGGUGAAGGUUCCUUCAGAUUAACAGUGAUUUGAUCGAUAUAGCAAGUCAGCUUUGUGAAAUUAGGCGUGAGGAUAACUUA